This is a messenger RNA of Leucoraja erinaceus (little skate), 11628 nucleotides long. It is a transcript of the gene vps37d, whose product is annotated as VPS37D subunit of ESCRT-I. Gene Ontology annotation, biological process: protein targeting to membrane; ubiquitin-dependent protein catabolic process via the multivesicular body sorting pathway; protein targeting to vacuole. Lineage: Eukaryota; Metazoa; Chordata; Chondrichthyes; Rajiformes; Rajidae. The coding region runs from base 169 to 1026 and encodes 285 amino acids. The record is from RefSeq and is a predicted model, not a curated record. The transcript has 4 exons. Gene Ontology annotation, cellular component: ESCRT I complex.
CCCACCUGCCGGCGGCUCGCAGCCCCGCCUCGCCUCGCCUCGCCUCGCCCCGCCGCACACACUCCGCCCUGCAUCGCUGCCCUGUGCAUCGGAUGCUGCCUUCGGUAUGGUCCGCCUCCGUUGUUAACUCCGUGGCGCUCGCCUCUCCCGUGGCCAACCGGCUGCAGCAUGUCCCGGGACCGCUUCGGCAUCUUCAGCACCCGGCAUCUGAAGGAUGUGUUGGAGGACGAGGGGAAACUGGCGUCUAUGGUUCAGCUGAGUCCGCAGUUACAGGCGCUUCAGAAGGAGCGGGAAAUAAUCCUGGGCAAUAACCGGAGGAUGGCAGAUGCUAAUCUCAGCAUGCAGCCCUGGCUGGACAACAGCAAGAUGCACUUAGCUGACAAAUACCAAGAGUUGCAAGAGAUGGCAGCAGUUUAUAGGGAGAAGCAGAAGAAAGUGGCUGCUUACCUGGAGAGACACAGCCCUAAGUCUGCACUCAAGCUCCUAGAGAGAGACAUGGUCAAAAACGAAGAGGAAUCCGAGGAAAUCACCGAUACAUUUUUGGCUGGCCAGGUGCCGCUGGAUAACUUCUUGCAGAAGUACCACAGGACACGAACGCUUUGCCAUGUGAGAAAAACACAAGUGGAUAAGCUGCAAGAGGUGAUAAGAAAGGACAAGCAGAGUCAGCGGCAGGGGUUGCCACAGAGGCCAGAACAGCGAUUGGCCUUGCACCAUGGCCCUGCCAACCUGAGAAAUGGACCAGUGGGUCACGUGCUGCACCCGCGUCAGGGCUUCAGGCCCGCAAUCGUCCUAACCCCGCAGACCAGCAGUCCCUUCCGUGCACCGUCGCCACUUCCUCAGAGCAGGAACCUGCCUCCGCUCAGCUCGCGCGAGCACCUAGCUGCAUCCUCGCAGCCUAACACUCCGUUUGCACCCCUGGCACUUCGCUCAGGCCUGCGCUUGCUGGGCCAGCUUCCAAUAUGGACUCCUCGGCCAUUUAAGAUUCAGCGGGAGUACCCGGUGCAAAAGCAGCCACCCUACCGAUAGGAGCUGACACAGGCCUUCCAAAUCUAGCUCUGUGCAAACCACUGCAGGUGGGGAACAACAGAAUUGUGGACAAAACCGCAUCCAAAAUAUCUCGUUGGGAAAGGAAGGAGAGAAGAGAGUGAGUGAAGGUAGACACAAAAUGCUGUCUCGUCCCGAAACGUCACCCAUUUCUUCUCUCCAGAGUUGCUGCCUAUCCCGCUGAGUUACUCCAGCGUUUUGUGUCCACCUUCGAUUUAAACCAGCAUCUGCAGUUCUUUCCUACACAAGAGAGUGAGUGAUUUAUGUGGAAGACUUUCUUUGAAUGAGGGUCAAUGGAGGAGAAAUGGACUUUCAGGAUCUCGGAUAGCUCCUGAGCAUGUUUGUAAAACAAAAGGUGGAAAUCCUGUGCGAUGCUGAGCAAGAGGUGUCAAAAGGAUUGGUACCAUCGGAUUAAAUGACUGUCUCUUCAUAACUAGUUAAUUCUAGGAUUUGCCAUGAAGAAAUAUUUCAAACUCCCAUUUUACAACAAUGGAUUUUCUACUUUUAUUUUCCGAGGAUCAUUCUCUACGAAUGUAUCGACUUUCCAUGAGAACCACACUAACUGGCCUGGAAUGUACGUCAUGAACGCGUGUGCAAGAAUGUUUCUAUUAUAUAUUUCCUGAUGCCAGUGAAAUGAGUAGCUCUAAAAUGAAGGUCUGUCUGAUUUUAACCUACUUUGCUCAGAGGUAUGGAUGUCUAAAGAUGACUACACCUUAGAAAUUGGGCUCCCUCCCUUUGGAUCAAUUGGAUCAAUAUUGUUUUGUUGCAGCUCAGUUCUGAAUGGGACUGGAACUGCUCUGGGUUACAGCUGGUGAGUUUGUGUAGACUCUCAAAUGGUAUCGUAAAUGAAACAACACAAAUAUCUACCUGUCAGAAAACAAAAUCAAGCCCAACUUUUUCAUGCAAUCUCUGGCAAUCGAUUAGAUGAUGGGGAAUUCCUCCUGAGUGCAUCACAAUGGGUGGUUUCUUAUAUUUGAACUAACCAACCUAGUACGAGGGUGGCUCUCAGUGUUUGGGAGUAAGUGGCUAUCAGUAAAUGUUCAUUUUGUACCUGGUGCUGCGAAGGUAAAUAGGUGACAUAAAUGCCUCCAAUGUACAUUCUGCAUUUACACUCAUCUCAUGUACAAACACAACAAAAUCCAUCUGACCUUGCAUGAUUUGCCAUAAAUCUUCUUGAAGACCCUGCUCUUCCAUCUGUUUUGGCAAUUUCUGGUUCAUUGUCAAUUUUUGGUUCAUUGUCAAACAGAAAAGUUGUAUACCUGCAACGUUUAACACUUAGUUGUCCAACAAACAAAACUGAAAAUUAACCUUAUUUCCUGAUCUACAAUGAUCCAUAAUCUAAUCAUGGAAGUGUAAAUGUCACUCUUGGUUUCAAAACCUUCUAUAAAAAUUGGAAAUCAAGUCACUGACAUGAAAUUUGGAAGCAUUUACAAUUCAACCCUUGUGAAUGACUUCAACCAAUUACAAGUGGCAACCCUGACCUACUUUUGCAUAUUUACAUUAGUACUGGUAAGGAGAUGGGCCAAAUUAGUAGUCAGAUCUCACACUGGUUCUUCACACAACUAAUUGCUUUGAAAAAUCUGCUAGUUCAUCCAAAUCUAAAUAAAAUUAAGUCACAUUAAGUUUACAGCCAGUUUCAGACCUGUUUUGCUUCUGUAUGGAAUUAAUAACUUUUAAUUAAUUAACAAUUACAUUUAUGUGGCUACUCUGCAUCUCUGUACCGGCUAGUGUAGGCUUAAAGUGUAUGGGUUCAUGGUUCCUCCUGGUUUGGUCAUGUACUCCCAAGUUAUUCUCACUGGUUGCAGUAGGUGUUUACAUUUCAUAGACAAGAUCUGUAUAUGAUAUCUUACUCUUUAUUAAGGGCUGCAGGGUUCCAGGAAACAGGACUUCAAUAUAUUAAAUAACCUCACCCUUGAGUACGAAAGAGCACGGAGGCUAAAGGAGCAGUCAACUUGAAUUUAGAACUACUAAGUCAUGAUCCAUUAAUCCUCUGGAAUUCUUUGAGGAAGGAAUUACCGAACUGAACUGAAAUGGAAAUAUAAUAGAUUUAGAAUUUUAGUUGUUUGGUGGUGUGAGACCGUUUGUUGUAGAUACGUGGCAUGGAUCAAAUAGGAUAUGAGCUUUGGAAUAAAAUGGUAAGAAAUGGAAGAUGCUGAAGUUUUUGAACGGAGAGCUUCUCUGGAAAUAGUAGUAUAUACACAAUUGUGCACUAUGGAUGCCAUUUGAUUGCAGUAGUCUUCCUAUAGGUUUCUGACACUUGCAGCUGACAUCAAGUUAACAAGUAUCAGAAGAGAUAAAUAGCCUUCAGAAAGACUGGGAGCACCAAACAGAUGGACCAAUUGUUUUCAGUCAUAUGGGUAGUUUGAUAUUUAAUUAUUUUGUCUUCCAUUUAUUAACAUCCCCAGUUACCAAAUCUUACACCGACUAUUACUGUAUAUUCAUUGGAUAGCGCGUUUUCUUGCAAUCUUUAUUCAUUACUUCUCAGACUCUGUGUGUGUCAACUGGUUCUUACUGCCCUCAAAACCUAUUUCUUUGUUUGGCAGGUGGAUUUUAAUACAGAUUUACCACUGACGACCUGUGGACCAAUAUUGAAAAAAAACUAUGCAAUAAAAUGUUAAGAUCAGAGUAACAUGUGUUACACUGCAGCAAGGCUGGACUUCAGAUUACAUUUGUGGGAAUCCACAAAGAAAUCUUUAAAAAAAAAAGACAGACACAAGAGACUGCAGUUGCUGGAAUCUUGAGUAAAAAGCAAAUUGCCGGAGUAACUUAUUAGUCCGGCAGCAUCAAUGGAGGGAAAGGGGCAGAUUACAUUUUGGAAUGAAACAAAAUCUUAUCUGUCCAUUUACCUCCACAGAUGCUGCGCGACGCACUGAGUUCCUCCAGCAGUUUGCUUAUUACGUUUGAAAAAAAAACACUUUUCCCUUAAAGCUUGGAUACAAUGCUUUUCUUUGUGCAAUCAGCUGACAGCACUGCCAAUUAACUCUCUGUGCACCCCUCAUAUGCUCAAAAGAAAUAAAGUCCCAGCUUAUCCAACUUCAACCCUGCAAGUUAGGUAACAUCCUGGUGAAUCUCUUCUGCACCUUUUCCAACUUGAUGACAUCCUUCCACCGUCCUGCAUCAUGUUGUCCCAACUUUUGUACUUGUCCUUACUGCCCUCCUUAAAUAAUGGAACACCAUUAGUCACCCUGCAGUCUUCAGGAACUCCCCUGUGGCGAAUGAUCAUGCAAAUAUUCUGGAAGGACCUCCAGUAUCUCCUCCUUAGCUUCCCACAGGAACUGAGGGUUUGCCUAGUCACACCCUGGGGAUUUAUCCACCUUAAUGCCCAUUAAAACCACCAAUACCUCCUCUUUGGUCAUUCGUAUCUGAACUAAGACAUAAUAUCUAUUGUGCCUCAAUUCCUGAGCUUCUAAGAUCUUUUCCUCAAUAAAAACGGACGAGAAGUAUUUAUUUAAUAUCUCCUCCAUAUCUUGUAACUCUACACAAAGACACCCGUGUAAUCUUUAAGGGGACCUAUUCUUUCCCAGGCCACCUUUUUGAUAUACCUGUCGAAUCCCUUUGGAUUUUCUUUUACCUUGAGUACCAGCUGCAUUUCAUGCCCUUUUUGUGUGCUCUGUUGAUUGUCUUCUUAAGUGUCCUCCUGCACUUCUUGUAAUCACAGAGGGUUUCACUUGAGCCUGACUACGUAGAUCUGACAUAUGCCUGCUUUUUCCCCAACUAAAGCCUCAGCAUCUCUCAUUAACCACAAUUUCCUUAACUUGACAGCCUUGUCCUUCAACCCUAACAGGAACAUGUUGCCCCUGUACUUAUGCUAUCUCAAUUUUGAAAGCCUCCCACUUGCCAGGUGUCUCCUUACCUGCAAACUGAUCUUCUUAUCGAUCUCUUCAAGUUCCAGUCUAGUGCUUCCAAAUUCGGCCCCAAUUUUGGUUCUUAACUUCUCCAUAGCUACUUUAAAACUAAUGGAACUAAUGGUGCCAAAGUGCUCCCCGGUGACAAUUCCGUCACUUGCCCUACCUCAUUCUCUAAGAUGAUAUCCAGACUUCUGCCUUCUCUCGUAGGGCCCACUAUAUAUUGACUGAGGAAGCUUUCUUGGACGCAUUAAACAAAUUCCACUCUUUACACUAUGGAGACCGAGUCAGUAUCAAGGAAUUUGAAAUCUUGCCACUGGCAGAAAAUUGAAACCAUCUCAGAGCCUAAUGAAGACAAAGUGGGUGAAUUUUAUCAAUGUUUUUCCCCAGUUGUAGUCGCUUCUACAACUUCAAUGUGUAUUUGGUAAAAACUCAAUUUAUGUGCAAAAACCUUUGCAGUAAGAAAAGCUCUGAGGAAAUUCAUGAAGCAUCUAUUUCCUGGAAUCCCUCAGUGCCAAUUGGAAAAUGUUGAUUUAAUUAACUGCAGGGUCCCAAAUGAUAUUGUCUUGAUUUAUAAAUUGAUAGAAAUCAGUUGUGAGGGAAGUUUGGACAACCUGGGGUUGUUUGUAACACAGAGAGAGUGAAGGAGGAAUUUUAAUUGGUAUCUUAAAUGACAUGGGCCUUGGACAAAGAAAGACAAGAGAGAGGAAUAAAUUUGAAGUGUUAGAAAGUUAAGAAAUUGCUCCACGCUUAAGUUGAUGGACUUCUAGAAAUCAACAUCUGGUGGGGAGGAUUUGCAGAGCCUUCACUACAUGUGGAGCAUUUUUGUGAAGCAGCUUCUCGAGAUUUGUUUUCUUGCUCUGCAACUUCUGAUGAGGCUAAAGUGAGAUCCAGAGGCUGUGCCACGGUGGGGAAGGAGGUGCUUGAUAAAGUCAAUGGGUUCUUCUUCUUCUUUCGUGUGGCGUGCACAGCCUAAAGUUGUUGGACAACUUGUUCGAUUUGAUCUUCCGUUUGUGCACGUCGAGUUGAUUGCAUUAGUCGAAACAGGGCGGACAACGUGAAGGUUGCAAUCUUCCACCCCAGUCAAUGGGUUGAUAUUUUGGGACAUUGAGUGCUCUGCCCAUCAUUUUUGCUGAGGCUCCAUGUGCUCGCGAUGGAGGAAAUUCAAGAUUGGUGGUGGGAGCCCAGAUGCUCCUUCGCCAUUUCAGGUGGUCAUUGGUCAAGGAUUUCCAUGAGAUGGCGGAGAUGGUUCAAGGAAGCUUUGAAAACUGCCUUUAAGUAUUUUCCCUGUCCAUCCAGCAAUCUCUUGCUGUAAUAGACCUUUGAUAUACUAUUUAAGAACGCUGCUUAUAUAGCCCCAAAUUCAUAGCUGGCUGAGCAUUAUUGGAGGAAGCUGGAAGAGGACACUGACAUUAUUUAUUCCGCCAAUGGAUUUGAAUGAUUUUUGCAAGAAGACAUUGAUAGCAUCUCCCCAGUGCUUUAAGGUAUUAUCGUAGGUAAACCAUGUUUGUGAAGCAGAGAAUGGGAAUCACUGCUGCCUCGUAGACCAUCACUGUUACGCCAAGUUUGAAAUCUUGAGCUUUGAUUGGUCUUUUCCUCAGAAACCCAAAGGCUCUGCUGGUGCAGUAGAAAGAGACGUGAACAUUUUCAUAAAGGCUGCUCUUUCUCAAGGGGUAGUGUUGUGAGAGGAUGUCAAAUACAAUGUCGAUACUCUGGAUUGUUUCAAUGGAUUGGACCUUGGCCUCUCAAUGUAUAUUUGCAAGAAUUGUCAAUGCAUUGAAGCACAUUGUGACUGAGGUUGGAAUGACCUUAGCUCUGGAAUGAAGGUGACAUUGGUUGAAUGGUUCCCCAUUCAUUCGCUUCAGCAAGAAACUUGCAAAAGUUGAGGUGCAAUAUACGAUCAUACAAAAAUGAGUAGAGGUUUGGAGCAAUAACAAAGUCUUGACCCCGGUCUUCGAAUAACCUGCUUAGAAUUAUCGCUUGCUUGCCAUCAUUUAGCAGAUGAAGAAUGGAAAUUAUUUAUUUUGAGGGCAGAUGAAUUUGAAAGGGAUACUCCACAGUCUUGCAGUUGAUGAUCACUUGAUAUGCUGUAAACUAUGAACUGAGAUCCGAGAUGUGGUAUUGCACUGGGGAAGUAUUUCUCAGUCAGCAUGGACAAAUGGCCAAAGAGCCUCAUUCAAAGCCAUUAAUUUCUAUAAUUCCAUCAGUUCUUUUGAACCUGUGCCAGCUCUCUGUAACCCUGAUGAUCUUAACAUAAUUUCCAUUCCUCAGGGCAAUGUGUAAACAUACAUACCCAAGUGUCAUUGCAAGGGUUGCUAUGGUAAUUGUAACUGCUUAAAUCUGUGUGAGUAGUUAGAGUAGCUUGCUAUUAACAUAUAAGUGAUUUCUCUGAAAUUCAAGUCACAUUCUUGCUUACCAUGGUUCCAGAUAGCAACAGUGACUCAAAAGUAAUUUAUUGGUUGUGAAAAGUAAUAUUAUUACUCUCCAUAGCCUUGGAAUGUCCUUGGGUAAAAGUCACCAAAUUUAUGUAUGUUCUAUUUCUUGCUCUUCAAACGGUUUGCACGGUUCUUCCUGAUCCAGCGAUGACACAAUUUUUGCUUUAUUCUCCAUUUCUGUGGUCAAUUCCUUUUGCACACAACUACCAAAUGGGGCCUUUCGUUCCAGUUUGGCCCAACAUCUCAUAUCACCAAUCCCACUGUUGCAAGGGCCGUUGUCACUUUCUCAUGUUGCCUUGUCCAACACAUUUUUUUACACUUGUCCAUGCUUUGGAAGGUCAGUGCCUCACUUACAGGACACCACUGGAACAAUUUCCAGGAGCUCCUUUUGUCCCAUGCCUUUGAUGCACUCUUGUCCCAACUUUUUGCAACCUUACCCGAUCCAAGCUUCUCAAAACUCUUUCAUGCCCACGUUGCGUGGUUCAUUUUUUACUUCAACCUCUUUGUCACUAUUGUUCAGCUCUCCACUGCAGGCAAAUAAACUUCCGAGUCAGAUUUCAGAGUGAGAAGUUGUGAAAUAAAUGGGAUUUUGAUAAUCCGCGUAAGCACUGUGAAGAGAAAAGGGCUACUUGUGCAGGGGUCUAAGUGGGGAUAUUGCAGGGUCACUGGCAGUGGGCGCUGUCACAGCAGAAACAACAGUAUUGGGGUGAUUUUGUUUUCUAAGAAUGAUGAUGAAGGAGAACAUCAUGUACACCACACCAUUUUGUACAUCAUGAUUUCAAUAAAAAAUCUUUUUGCUAACAGAAAUUCAGCCGCCAUGUUUUAAUUGUUAGGAAUAUGAAUGCCUUUUCAAAUGAUGAAUGUUAGCCUGAAGAUUAGAAUUUUUAUUUGUCUAAAAAUGUUAGAUUGCUAAAGACGGCAUAUCAGUUAUUGAUUCUAUUCAUAACUAACACUUGAUAUAACUGAAUUAUUACAUCACCCCCAAUUUUAGUUAAGACCCCUGUUAAAAAAGUUUAAAUAAACGGUAAAUCCUCUGUGAAAAGAGCAAAGGAAUGAUACAGGAAUGUGUGUUAUGUUCAGUCAAAAUGUGCUAAAGCAGCAAUUGGCUCUGCUUGUUCCACUAAUUAGCAAGAAUAAGAGGUUCCAAGAAAUUCUCAUUCUCAUCCACACUGGAGCUUAUUAGAUCAAAAGACGAGGCUGAAUGUUUGCAACCAAGAGCUGCAGAUUUGAUCCACAUCAGUGCCCUGCUGAAGUCUCCACCAUUACUCUUCUGACCAAUUCUGUACCAAUUUAAAAGCACUGAUUACAGCAAAGGCCAAGGCCCCCAGCAGCUUGCUGAUGUAGUGCUGAUGGCUUGUUCGACAAGUGGCUCGACCCCAAUGGCACAUGCAUGUUGGGACGUGAAUGUCAGCUCGUCAAGGAGAGCUGGAAAACUGCUCCUGUAUCUGCAGCAAUACACCUGUCCCAAAGGUGUUUCAGUCUUCCAAUGAUUUCUAUCAUGUUUCAGAUUUUAAAACAAAUUAGUGCUAUAACCAUAAGAUGGUUUAUCCACUUUCCAAAUCAGGUAAGUGUUCAUAGGUGCGGAUUGUACAUUCCUACUGUCAAUGCUUGAAAUGGUUUGAAUGGGAUAGAUGUUUAAGGAGCUAAAUAUUGUACAAGUGUUGCAAUCUACAUCAGAUGGAUGUGUUGAUGACACUGGCUGCUGAGCAGUUGACUUCCUGAGACUCACCCCUUCAAGUCAGCACAGUGGCACAGCAGUAAAGUUGCUGCUUUACAGCGCCAGAGACCUGGGCUCGAUCCUGACCACAGGUGCUGUCUGUACGAUGUUUGUACAUUGUCCCUGUGACCAUGUGGGUUUCCUCCGGGUGCUCCGGUUUCCGCCCACAUCCAAAAGAUGUACAGGUUUGUCGGUUAAGUGGCUCCAGUAAAACUAAAUUGUGCCUAGUGUGUAGGAUAAUGUUAGUAUACGGGGUGAGGGUAUGGUCGGCAUGGACUCAGUGGGCUGAAGGGCCUGUUUCCGUGAUGUAUCUCUGAACUAAACUAAACUAAGCUACAUCAGCAUUUUGAAAUAAAUAUUAAUGUUCAAGGAUCUGAAGCUGGAGCAACCACAGAUUUAUGCCAAAGUACUUAAAAAUGUUGAGAUGUAUUAGCGAUGUUUCCACUAGUGGGAAAGUCUAGGACCAGAGGCGAUUGCCUCAGAAUAAAAUGACGUACCUUUAGAAAGGAAAUGAGGAAGAAUUUCUUUAGUCAGAGGGUGGUGAACCUGUGGAAUUCAUUGCCACAGGUGGCCAUGGAGGCCAUCAUUGGGUAUUUUUAAAGCAGAGAUUGACAGAUUCUUAAUUAGUAAGAGUGUCAGGAGAGAAGGCAGAAGAAUGGGGUUGAGAGGGACAAAUAGAUCAGCCAUGAUAGCAGAGUAGAUUCGAUGGACCGAAUGGCCUAAUUCUGUUCCUAUGAUGUAUGCACAUGAACUUAUGAAAUUAUUUACUGUAGUAAAACAAUGGUUUAUAUAUCACCUCUGCUGUAAUAAUGCAAUUUUUAAAAUGAUGCUUACAUUAAAAUAACUUAGAGGGGAAUGUGGUAGGAAUGCCACCUAUCACUUUGAGUCUGCAGUGAAGGGAAUGUGAUUUAGCUGGUACGGAGUUCAAUAUGGGGAUAUAAUUGAAUGACCACAUAUUUAUUCAGUUUAUUGAAAAGUCAAGUAAUACUGAAUGCUGAAUUAUAAAGGUUACAACAGGGUCAGAACUCACACAGUUCAUAAACCUCCCACUGGAUCGCCCACAAUGAUUGACCGCCAAGCGUUCCAUCUUGUUCUGCAAUUUCAGCCUGUUUGCUGCAGCCUGCAUUCUCUUUACCUUUCCUAUUGUUCCCAGGUGUAGGGUUGCUCCCAUCAUCUCUUCACUCAACACCUAAAGUUCUAGUUCUGGUUUUGGCAGAACUCUGCACUGAACAGAGAAGCAGAGUAUUUAAAAAUUCAUGAUGAUAUAUUGCUGAAUAAAUAGUAAUGACUUGUAGAGUGUGAGUGUGUGAGAUGGGAAGGUAAUUUGUAACGAGAGAACUAGAGGUACUUGUAUUGUAACUAAACAUUCCAGAUUAAGUUUCAGGUCUGAAAAGAGUGGCCUUAUCAUUUGGGUUCCUCUUAAAAACAACAUGUUUCUUUAAAAUAUUACUAAAUAAAGGCACUGGUUUAUGUCAUUGACACACGCCGAUUUGGAUGAUCCAGAGUCUGCUUAGUAUGGUGGGCGUUGGAUGUUACAAAUGACCUCAGUAGUAUUGGAUGGUGACGAAGAGAUGUGACUUUCAGAUCAUUCCAGACCAUUUAUCAGAGUCUUUUCAUUGCUACCCAUCGAUUUCCAUUCAAUAUCAAGAGACACAAUAUCAGAGGCACGGUGGCACAACGGUAGAGUUGCUGCCUUACACCACCUUACUAUGCCAGAGACCAGGGUUCGAACCCGGCUAUGGGUGCUGUCUGUACGGAGUUUUGUAUGUUCUCCCCAUGUGACCUGCGUGGGUAUUCUCCAAGAUCUUCGGUUUCCUCCCACACUCCAAGGAUAUAAAGUUUUAUACGUUAAUUGCUUGGUAUAAAUGUAAAUUGUCCCCAGAGUGUGUAGGAUUGUGUUAAUGUGCGGGGACCGCUGGUUGGUGCAGACUCGGUGGGCCGAAGGGCCUGUUUCCGUGCUGUAUCUCUAAACUAAACUAAUAUCCAAAAACUCAAGAUUGCUGUUGAGAGAUCAGAUCACUAUUCAGAGAUUAUAGAUCAUUAUUGGGAAGUAGGACUCAAGAUCACUAUCCAGAGAUAGUGAAUCAUGAAAACUACAGGCACAAUAUUAAAAUAGAAGAUGCUGGAAGACUAAGCACAUCAAGCAACAUUCAGCGUAAAGAGAAACAGUUAACAUUUCAGAUUGUUAACUGGUAAAUGGUAUAUUUACCAGAACUGCGAAUAAGAGAAAACACGUUAGUUUCGGCAGCAUUGGAUGUGGGGGGCAGAGGGUAGAACAAAGAGAAUUUUGGUGAUCGGGUGAAAUGAAAAAGCUAUUAAGGAGUAGAUAAUCUCCUUUGCCUAUGCAAUGUUUUGUUAAUCUUAUGAAGUCUAGGUAAUGUUGUAUAGUCAGUCUUGGUGACUCAAAAUCACAGUAUUGUCGGUCUUAAGGGCCUGUUCGAUUUUUUUCGGCGACUGCGGCCGUCAGGGACUGAGACACAGUUGACGUCAACCUGCGACAAUCUGCAUCAGCUGACGCCACAAUUUCCAGGACCUCAACAGUGACAAACACACGACAACAUGCGGCAGCGACUACGACAUUCUGUGA